Molecule: messenger RNA, 336 nt
Organism: Annulohypoxylon truncatum
Lineage: Eukaryota; Fungi; Ascomycota; Sordariomycetes; Xylariales; Hypoxylaceae
Product: reactive mitochondrial oxygen species modulator 1-domain-containing protein
Exons: 5
Coding region: 1-336 (111 amino acids)
Biological process (GO): protein import into mitochondrial matrix; protein insertion into mitochondrial inner membrane
Cellular component (GO): TIM23 mitochondrial import inner membrane translocase complex
Source: RefSeq, a predicted model, not a curated record
AUGCCGCCUAUGCCAGCGAACCGUGGUCCCCAGGGCCCCUCUACCGUCGACAAGCUAAAGAUGGGAGCCAUGAUGGGCGGCACCGUUGGUGUUAUUAUUGGCUUCAUCUUCGGGACUGUCAACAUCUUCAGAUACGGCCCUGGUCCGAAUGGUAUAUUCCGAACCCUUGGUCAGUAUAUGCUAGGAUCUGGCGCUACAUUCGGCUUUUUCAUGUCCAUCGGAAGCGUUAUAAGAACAGACGCAUCGCCUAUAGCCGUUGAAGCGUUUGCGCGAGCUCAACGGCGGCCUUUCAUUAUGCCCCCAAGGCCGUACACCUAUCGAUCACGGAAUCAAUAA